AUGGAUCACUCGAUAGCACCUGUGGCGACUCUUACUGGGCUCUCAGACCAGUCUAGGGCAUGCCUUGAACGACUGCAAUCUCACCAACCAGAACAGGUUGAUCUAACAACCUAUCCGGCAUCCAAACUAGCGUCAGUGCUGAUCCUUCUUUACGACAAGGCAGGCGAGCUGCGAGUUCUGUUGACUACACGGUCAAAGUCUCUCCGAUCUCACCCUGGUCAGACUGCUCUCCCCGGUGGCAAAGUUGACGAGACAGAUCGUGAUGCCAUACAUACUGCGUAUCGAGAAGCGAAUGAGGAAGUCAGACUGCCUCUUGAAUCGCCACACGUACAUACAGUAUGCACGCUCAGGCCGUUCCUCUCUCCAUAUAGGCUACUGGUCACACCGGUAGUGGCGUAUCUGGACGAUGCAUCAUUGCUAGAUGAGCUUCAAGCGUCUGACGAGGAGGUUGAGCAUAUCUUUGAUCACCCUCUCGAAGGACUCCUCGACCCCACCAUCUCGAGGAAGGAAUCUCUUGUGCCAAUAGGCGGCGAGCACUGGCCAUAUGAAACUGAACUUCACAACACAUCCGACAAUCAUUUUGCGCUCCUCGGCGACAGCUUAUAUCGCAUGCAUCGAUUUAGGACCACAGCGUCCCCGAUUAAAGGGUUGACAUCGGAUAUUCUGAUCUUCACUGCUGAGAUUGCAUAUGAACGAGAGCCUGCUUACGAGCGUUGGGCCCCUGGCCAAUUAUCUGGACUUGCAUCUGUUCGUCUCGUCCUUGAAAAUGAUGGCAAGAGCGUCAUAGGAUAUCAAACCUCUCAAGUUUCUAUGCCGGAUGGAGCGAGGACUUGA
Heterobasidion irregulare TC 32-1 is the source of this 834-nucleotide messenger RNA. RefSeq lists its product as uncharacterized. Gene Ontology annotation, biological process: coenzyme A catabolic process. Bases 1 to 834 code for a protein of 277 amino acids. Gene Ontology annotation, molecular function: acetyl-CoA hydrolase activity; coenzyme A diphosphatase activity. The transcript has 5 exons. Lineage: Eukaryota; Fungi; Basidiomycota; Agaricomycetes; Russulales; Bondarzewiaceae. The record is from RefSeq and is a predicted model, not a curated record.